Molecule: messenger RNA, 5871 nt
Organism: Gasterosteus aculeatus aculeatus (three-spined stickleback)
Lineage: Eukaryota; Metazoa; Chordata; Actinopteri; Perciformes; Gasterosteidae
Gene: zdhhc5a
Product: zDHHC palmitoyltransferase 5a
Biological process (GO): protein palmitoylation
Molecular function (GO): palmitoyltransferase activity
Source: RefSeq, a predicted model, not a curated record
CCUCACGUUAGAGUUCUCAGUAACGUUACUGACAAAUAUGUCGGCCUCAGGGAGUCUCUUGGCCACCAAUAUUACGGGUAUAUGACAAGAUUAUUAGUUCAUUAUUUUAUCUUCUUAUUUUUCUUGUCUUUAACUUCCGUAUUGGUGGAUAGGCCUGCAAGACAGAAGCUAUUUAUUUCAAAGUAGUAAAAAAACAAACAAACAAGUGGCGUCCACCCCUAGCUAGCAGUUAACGUCAGCUACGUUAGUUACGUUAGUUACGCUCGUGAGGUUAGCUGCGGUAACAUAACGGAAACGUAACGGCAUCCCUUCGGCUAACUAGGCACACGUUUACCGUGGACUGUGUGUGAAUUAGCUGGGCGCCGGGGUAACGUUAGCUAGUCCGCGUCGCUGAACCACUUGCAUGUACAGUAUACGAAUGGAUGUACCGCCGACGUGGAGGAGCUGUCUCUGCUGAAAGAACACGAACCGGACUGCUACGUCCUGGUCUCGGUGUUUGGACCCGGAACGAGUGGGAGCCCCCUUCACAGGUGCAUCGCGACCAACCAUCAGACUGGAUCCUCUUCUGGGUUUCAUCUUUAAAACCCCUCCUCUGUGUUUUAUUUAUUUUAUUCAAGAGCUCAGCUGAUCCGCACUGAAUCCUGCCCUGAGGUAGGGGAAGAAUCCAAGCUUCCACACAUAGAAACCACUGUUUUCAUUUCCUUGACUUUGCUCCGAAGAGGCUGUGUCCUCCAGGGGGUUGCUGUGAGGGGGGGCUUAUCCAGGCCUGGGAGCUCUGCUGGGGAGGACUGGCGGUGACAUAACCAACAAAGUCCGUGCAAGGAGGAGGCCGUGAGGGGUGGAGGGGGUUGCUGGCUGAUGUGUGAGAUAAUACUACUGUCUCGUCAUACAUAACCCCUCACGCUCCAAAUGUGACCUUUUCAUUUAAUUCCCAUGGAUACCAAUGGAUGCUCCACUGGGUCUCCCUCCGCACGUUUUGGGAAGAACCACACGGCCACUUCCUGCUUUCUGUCUUCCAAUCACGUCCCUGGUGCGGCCGGCAGGUGAGGGGGUUUGAGGAUGCCCCGACACAGGAAAACCAGGCUACUCUACCGGCCCGUUUACAGACUGCUGAUUUUAAUCCCAGUGCUGGACUGAAAGCCAGUUGUCUCCGUCUCGACCAGAGAGCGAGGGCUGCUCCCGUUUCAUCUGCAGAGCCUUUCCACGCGUCGCUCCGGCCGUCUGGGGGCUGAACCGUCGAUCGACGUGAUCUGCGACUCACGGACAAGUUCCCAUUUCUACUCUAAGCUGAGGAAAGACAUCGUCUCGUCUGUUCCCCUUUGUCUUUCCUUUUCAAGCUUUCCACUUUUCUUUCAAUGUCAUUCCUUGCGUUGUCUUUUGACCCGUUGUGUAAGCUCGUACCUCCCACACCAGGCCUACCUCUACCAACUGUUGUACCUCACUGAACUGACCUCCCGUCUAUGGUCGAAUCCCACAUUAUCAGCUUGGCUUCCCUUUGGGUUCCACGUCCACAGGAACAAAUCAUUAGAAAAAAGGGUUUUAACAACUGUUUUUAUAUCUCAAUUAUGGCCAAGUUGUUUCCUUGGCACUGCAGUCAUGUUUCUCACUAAGUCUUCAUCCACCUUGUUUUACAUGAAGCCGAUUCUUUGUGCGUAAUUGAUUAACACAUGUGGGGUUGAACAGAGUGAAACUAGGGUUGUGUAUUUACCUGCAGAGCUUUAGGAACACUCUGCCCCCCCCCCCUCCCCUCUUUACAAUCUGUGGCUUAUUUGUUCGUCCUGCCUUCCCACCUGUUUACUGGCUGACAAGAAAAAAAGGCUUUUGACUUGUAGGCUUAUUUUAAUCUCCCGCAGUCAGGAUUGACCUACGAACUUAAGCUCCUCAGUGUGGGGAAGAAAGUGUUUUGCAUUUGCCCACGUGAAAGAGGACCCCCCCCCCUCAUUUAUUCCUCCAUCUCUUUUGUAUUGUAUUGUCCUUUCACCAUCGUUUUUGUCCCCGAGCUACUAACCCCCCCCGCCAAACAGAAGUUACAAACAAAACAGGCACACACUUCCACCCAAAGGAAGUGAUGCCAGGCGUCAGCAGCAAGAGCAGAGGGCGGGGUCCGUCCUCGUCGCCCCUCCCGCACACCACGGUCCCGACCGCCAGACCCCUGAGACCCUCCCGCUACGUGCCGGUGUCGGCGGCCACUUUCUUCCUCGUGGGCUCCACCACGCUCUUCUUCUGCUUCACGUGCCCGUGGCUCUCGGAGCGCUUCUCCGUGGCUGUGCCCAUCUACAAUGGAGUCAUCUUCCUCUUCGUCCUGGCCAACUUCUGCCUGGCCACGUUCAUGGACCCGGGCGUCUUCCCGAGAGCCGAAGAGGACGAGGACAAAGAGGAUGAUUUCCGCGCUCCCCUCUACAAGACCGUGGACAUCCGAGGGAUCCAGGUCCGGAUGAAGUGGUGCUCCACCUGCCGCUUCUACAGACCGCCACGGUGCUCGCACUGCUCCGUCUGUGACAACUGUGUGGAGGACUUUGACCACCACUGUCCUUGGGUCAACAACUGCAUCGGCAGGCGGAACUACCGCUACUUCUUCCUCUUCCUCCUGUCGCUGACGGCUCACAUCAUGGCCGUGUUCGGCUUCGGCCUGCUCUUCAUCCUCUACCAUCGGCAGAGCGUCGACCGCCUGCACGCCAUCGUCACGCUGGCUGUAAUGUGUGUUGCAGGCCUCUUCUUCAUCCCUGUUGCUGGCCUCACUGGUUUCCACAUAGUGCUUGUGGCCAGAGGCAGGACCACCAAUGAGCAGGUCACGGGGAAGUUCAGAGGAGGUGUGAACCCCUUCACCAACGGCUGCUGGAACAACGUCUCUCAUGUUCUCUGCAGCUCACAGGCCCCCAGAUAUCUGGGCAGAAAGAAGUGUGUGCAGAGCGUGUGCGUGCAGCCCCCCUUUCUGCGGCCACAGCUGACUGAGGCCCAGCUGGCUGCAAAGAUCCUGGACAACGGCAUUCAGGGAGACCUGCACCGGUCUAAGUCCAGUCUGGAGAUGAUGGAGAGCCAGUCCUGUGACGCAGAGCCUCCCCCUCCUCCCAAACCAGAGCUGCGCUACCCUGGAAUCCCCAGAGGAAACCCAGAGGAGUGCCGUCUGCUCAACAAAGCCCCCCCCACCCCCACCAUGUACAAAUACAGGCCGAGCUACAGCCCCGGCAAGAACCACACGGCGCUCACGCACGCUUACGCCAACCAGCUGAGUCGAGGCGAGAGUGUCGGCAGUGCCAGGGACUCCUCCUCCUCCACCUCCUCCCUGCUGCAGGCCAGCCAGCAGCCUGGUUUCCGCUCUCAGCCCAGCCUGGACCAGAGGGACGCUUCAUCCGACAGAGGGACGGUGGGAAGAGGCGGGGAGAGGAGGGAGGGCGAAGGGAGGUUGGGGCCGGGGGCAUCCCCGGGAUACUCCCUGGGCGGACGCUCGUACCCCUCCUUCUCCGACCCCACGGUCCUAUCGGGAGGGGCCUCGCGAUCUUCCAGCUCCACGCACGCCUCAGCGGGCGGCGUCCACGUCUCCGAGGCAACCACCGCCUCGGCCAGCUUCAAGAGCUUAGCCAAUCAGACGCCCCCGCCUCACCACCCGUCCCGCAAUGGCAGCCUGUCGUACGAGAGCCUGCUGGCCGGUGGUGAUGAUUCUGACAAAGUGGGGGCGGGGCCCCGUGAGGUGUCCUCCGGGAGACCCUGCACUCCAGCGGCCGGUGGCCACAACUCCUCCUUCCUAAUGUCACAGCACAGGGAUGCUGAGACACACUCCCAGUCCUCCCAGUCUCCCCAUCACUACCACCACUCGUCCCACCACCACCACUCCUUCCUCCAUCGCUCCUCUUCCUCCACGUCCUCCUCCCCGCCGCCUCCUCCACAGAGGGAGCACCCGCUGGGCGAGCUCCACCCCGGCUCUCAUCCGCCAUCUGCCAAUCAUUCCUCUGCCCCGCCCCUCCCGCAUCAUCACCACCACCACCAUCACCACCACCACGGCCAUCAUCACCACCACCAUUCCACCUCUUCUUCCUCGACCUCCCGCCCUCCCCGCUUCGCUGCCCCUCAUGCACCGCCCCACCACGCUUAUCCAUAUCGCACCCGCUCCACUGACACCCCUCUGGGAUCCUCCUCCACCUCCACCACCCACCCUCCUCGCUCCCCGCACCCUCCCCCCCUGGGAAAGUCGCUGUCCUACUCGAGUGCUGCCGCUGCUGAAAUGCAGUAUAGGCUGGUCCGGAAGGCUUCUGCGUCGGCUGGAGCCAAUGCGGCAGGUGUAGGAGGAGGAGGAGGGGGAGGAGGAAGUGGAGGGAUGGGAGGAGGAGAAAUACAAGCGGCAAAGGAUGAGCCCAUCCAGAUGAAACCUCUGAGCCGGGCCAACGGCUGCAGGCCCUUCUCCUCCACCUCUUCCUGCUCCGCCCCCUCCUCUCCCUGUCACCCAGUCAGCGUGUCGGCCCGGCCCGGAGUGGCUUAUCCCAGCUCGGCAUUGACGCAGAGUCCCGCCCACAAACCUCAGACUGGCGGGGUGAGGAAGGUGACGGGGGUCGGAGGCACCACCUAUGAGAUUUCUGUCUGAGUGGCAUCCAGGCGCCCCCCCCCCCCACCCUCCCCAUUUCUGCCUGGACAGAGAGAUUUAGGACAACGAAGCACUGAGCGACACCCGGACCUCCAUCCAGGUGUGGAAUCGCUUAGUGCAGAUCUCACUCGCCGUCGGUUGAUGGGCUGUAGCGCUGGACCUUGCUGGACUGUCCCGCCUCCAGACAUCCACCUCAGUAACUGAGUGAGACCGGUGCUGAUGGGGUCGGGACUACCUGCCACUGGGUGGGGGGGUGUCACCGCAGCAAAGCGGGACCCCAAUGCGUGUUUGAUCCUCACUGUGGCGCGAGGCACCGGUUUGCUCUGGUUCCACACGUUUGAUCCCCACUAGCGGCCUCUGGAUCGGCUGGGAGUCCAAUCAGCACUUCUGGACUGAAGCUCCAUUUGAGCUUAUGUUUGGAACAUCAUCAAACUCAAAACCCUCCAGAAGGGUUCGGUCUGCGGCACCAGGACAGAAUCCAAGUCAAGGGCUUCUCGCAAUGUGAUCAGUCUCCAGAUGAGGACACAGCUGGUCACAGACUACCUUUAACAGCCUGCACAAAACAGGGAUUUUAUUUGGCCGUGGACACGCGGGGGGGCUGUCCUACAGGAGUCAUCAGGCUGUCACUCAGAGCAGUUCUGGAUUGAGACAAUGUCCCACACGAGGGACGAGGACAAGCGUGACAUUGAGAAAAUAAAAAUAGAUGGUUCCCCAUUUGUUUGAUUCCUUCCUCGAUGUGAAUAUGAUGCCAUGUUUGUACAGAAUGAUGUGAUUUUAAAUGGGUUUCUUUUUGUAGAUGGCGUUCAGACAGCAGCAUGCACUAUUACUACUGGCCAGUAGAGGCCGCUGUGGACCAAGUGGUCUGUGAGCAAACUGAAGUGAACAAGGAAACCAUGUAGAGAAGCCUUUGUCAAAAGGUCCUUAAGACGAGGCGGCAGAAAAUUAAUUCCUCGAGCAACUGCCUUGAAAUGAAAGUGUUUUUAUACCACCUAUUUAAUUUGAAAUUGUUUUAUAUGAAUUUAUAUGGAAAUAUAGCUACUGUUAAAUUCCGUUUUUAAUAUUGACUCAGAGGGUUGCGCUGUAAUCUCUGACCAGACGCCUUAUUUCAAACAUGGUCUCACAGUCCAGUUGCAUCUGUCUAACUGUGAACGUCCUCCUGCUCUCAACCUGCAGUGGGAGAUGAUUUCAGGAUUACCUUCAAACAUAAACGAGGCUGCCAGUCUGACAAAAUGUGUUAAAUGGUAAAACAAAAGAAUAAAAAAAGUUGUGAUGUAGUGCAACAAGCCUUCCUUUUC